Molecule: messenger RNA, 11103 nt
Organism: Callorhinchus milii (elephant shark)
Lineage: Eukaryota; Metazoa; Chordata; Chondrichthyes; Chimaeriformes; Callorhinchidae
Gene: svep1
Product: sushi, von Willebrand factor type A, EGF and pentraxin domain containing 1
Exons: 49
Coding region: 78-10910 (3610 amino acids)
Molecular function (GO): calcium ion binding
Source: RefSeq, a predicted model, not a curated record
CUGUGUGCUGCUUGCCUUCCUACCCGUUCCUCCCUUUCCAGAGGAAGAACCUGCCGGGGACAGGGAGGACCUUGGAGAUGAGGGAACAUCGCUAUGGCAAUGGUCCGGAAGCUGCCACCAACAGAGUGGUCAGUCGGGGGGUCGUCUUCAAGCGCAACGUGCGCAAACUGCGAGAGAAGAGCGACGGCUUGGAGCUGGUGUUCCUGGUGGAUGAGUCCUCCAGCGUGGGUCACGCCAACUUCGUCAACGAGCUGAAGUUCGUCAAGAAGCUGCUGUCUGACUUCCCGGUGGUCCCCACGGCCACCCGGGUGGCCAUCGUCACUUUCUCCUCCAAAAACAACGUGAUCCCCAGAGUGAACUACAUCUCCUCCCCGGAGCCCCGGCAGCACAAGUGCUCACUGCUCACCGAGGAGAUCCCGGCCAUCACCUACAGGGGAGGAGGCACCUUCACCAAAGGAGCCUUCCAGCAAGCAGCACAAAUACUGCGGCAUUCACGUGUGAACUCCACCAAAGUGGUCUUCCUUAUCACAGAUGGCUAUUCAAAUGGCGGGGAUCCGAGGCCCAUUGCAGCUUCCCUGCGAGACCUUGGAGUGGAAAUCUUUACGUUUGGCAUUUGGCAGGGUAACAUUCGCGAACUGCAAGACAUGGCCUCACAUCCUAAGGAAGAGCACUGCUACAUCCUGCACAGUUUUGCUGAGUUUGAGGCCUUAGCUCGAAGAGCACUUCACGAAGAUCUCCCCUCCGGUAACUACAUCCAAGAGGACAUAUUCCGCUGUGCGUUUCUCUGUGAAUCAGGCCGGGACUGUUGUGAUGUGAUGGCUAGCUGUAAGUGCGGCACCAACAAUGGCCAGUAUGAGUGUAUAUGUGAGAAAGGCUACUACGGAAAGGGGCUGCAGCAUGAGUGUAUGGCUUGUCCAUCUGGAACUUACAAGCCUGAAGCAACACCGGGAGGCAUCAGCACAUGUCUGCCUUGCCCUGGGGAAAAUGAAACGUCACCACUGGGAAGCACCUCUGUUACCGACUGUGUCUGCAAGGAAGGGUACCGAGCUCUUGGUCAGCUGUGUCAAGUGGUCCAGUGUCCUGAGCUACAGCCACCUCAGAAUGGUUACUUCAUCCAGAAUGUCUGCAACAACCAGUACAACGCUGCAUGUGGCAUUCGAUGCAAGGUGGGCUUCGAUCUCUCAGGAAGUAGCAUUCGCCUGUGCCAAUCCAAUGGCCAGUGGUCGGGUUCAGACCCCAGUUGCCGAGUCCGUACGUGUCCCAGGUUGCGGAAACCUGAGCAUGGCUUUGUGAACUGCUCCACAAACAGCCCCUCCUACAAGACAGUUUGCCACGUGACCUGCAAUAAGGGCUAUCGUUUGGAAGGAAGAGCAAAACUCACCUGUUUGAUCAAUGCCCAGUGGGAUGGGAAGGCACCACGAUGUGUUGAAAUCCAUUGCUCAGCCUUGCGAGGUCCGAAAGGUGUAAUUGUGUCGCCGCACGUUUGUGGGAAAGCUGCGAUAAAACCGGGCACCUUGUGUCAGCUGAGCUGUCACCCUGGUUACAGCCUGUCAGGAGUGACCAACGUACGGUGUGCAAGUAAUGGCAGGUGGAGUGCGGGACUGCAGAAAGCAACCUGUAAAGACAUUGACCCACCUCAAAUCAGGUGCCCAGAGCCUAUUGAAACAGAGACUUUGCAGCACCAGAAAACAGCGAAUAUCAGCUGGGAGAUACCGGAAGCACAUGAUAACUCUGGCGAUGAGGUGUCUCUGCAAGUCAUCCCUGCUUUUGUCCCUCCUCACCUCUUCCCAAUCGGCGAAGUCACCAUCACAUAUAUAGCAGUGGACAAAGCGGGAAACAAAGCAAGCUGCUCAUUUAACGUAAGAGUUAUUGAUGUCGAAUCCCCUGUGAUUGACAGGUGUCGCUCACCAGUGCCUAUCCUGACACACGACGAGGAACAUCAGGUGACGUGGGAUGAACCACAGUUUUCAGACAACUCAGGUGCUCCUUUGGAAAUUAAAAAUACUCAUUCACCUGGAGAUUUGUUCCGCCGAGGGGAAACAAUAGUUCGUUACGUCGCAAUAGAUCCAUCGGGCAAUAACAGGACAUGUGAUAUUCAAAUCAUCAUCAGAGACACGGUUUGUGAAAUACCUUUCAACCCACUGAAUGGAGACUUCAUGUGUCAUGCCGAUGACAUGGGGAUGAACUGCACUCUGUAUUGCUUUGAUGGAUUUGGACUGGCUGUCACACCAGUCGAAAGUUACUACUGUGCCCAUGAUGGUUUGUGGGUUCCAUCUUCCACUGCUGACUGGCCUGACUGCUCCACGAAACGCUUCGGGAACAAUGGGCAUAAGAAAUUUGAAACGCAAUACAAAGUGAACCGGUGUGAUGACUUCACCCUUCUAGAUAGCUUCGCAAGUGCUUUCAAUAAUGCACUGGCUGAAAUGGUUCCAUCUUUGUGUGGUGAUGAUAAUGAUAUUGAAUGUGAAAUGGAGGAUUUGCCCAAAGCACAAUGCCUGGAGUACAAUUAUAACUAUGACAACGGUUUUGCCAUAAUAGGGCCAGUGUUUUGGGGAGAUAAUUAUGAUGCACUGAAUGAAAUGGAAUACCCUUAUGAUGAGCCAGACAAAGUGCUCACAAUACAGAAGCAAUCCAAUGGGCAUAGGAGGGGGCCAGACUCCCCGAGGAUGGGCGAACUGCAGCCUAAGAAGCAACAUAACCAGAAACCAAACAUAAAUAUUCCAGAAACAGACCAGAAAAUUCAUCUUGUUUUCAACAUCAGUGCAACUAUAGCGCAGCCUGAUGAACAAAACGACACGGCAGAAUUGGAGAGUCAAAGGCGGCUGCUUGAAACACUGGAGCAGGUCACCAGCCGCCUGAAAAGGGCGCUGGAAAGUGAGCCUCUGUACCGCUUCCCCUUCAAAUCUGAAACAGUCCUGUCAGACAGCAAGUCACUGGAGAGCAAUAAAGCAGCUUUAUUCUGUAGGCCUGGCUCGGUGUUAAAAGAGCGCAUGUGUGUAAACUGCCCUAUAGGGACAUUUUUCUCAUUGGAACACAUCUCUUGUGAGAGCUGCUGGAUUGGAUCCUAUCAGGACCAGGAAGGACAAUUGGAAUGCAAGAUAUGUCCCACUGGAACAUCUACUGAAUAUAUGCAUGGCAGGAGCAUCCACGAAUGCAAAGCUCAAUGCAGUCCUGGAACCUAUUCUUCAAACGGACUGGAAACCUGCGAGUCGUGCCCAUUAGGAACCUUCCAGCUGACAUAUAGUGCAAAGUCUUGCGAUCUGUGUCCAAGUGGGUUGACCACUGUCAUAAGAGGAGCCAUUAAAGCCACUGAUUGUGGAGUGCCGUGCGCUGCAGGACAUGUUUCUCGCUCUGGUAUAAUGCCAUGCUACCCCUGCCCCAGAGAUUACUAUCAGCCAGACACUGGAAAAUCGUUCUGCCUCGCCUGUCCGCUUUAUGGUUUCAACUCUGGAUUCAAACUAGCCACUGCAAGUCUGCUGAUACCUACACCACUGGAAAGCAAGCCACGUGGCAGGGCAAGUCAGGAAUUUAAUGAGUGCUUCCUGCAGCCUUGCCAGCACAGUGGGACCUGUCAAAGUGCUGGCUCUGGAUAUAUCUGCUUGUGCAAUCCUGGCUUCACAGGUUCGAACUGUGAGAUAAACAUCGAUGAAUGUGCGUCAGAUCCCUGCCAAAAUGGUGCCACGUGCCAAGAUGAAAUUGUGAACUUCUCAUGCUUGUGUCCACCUGGCUAUAUGGGUUUGCUAUGUGAAGAAGAGCUGAAUGAAUGCAACUCGCACCCAUGUCUUAGUGAUGGAACUUGUGUUGACGGCAUUAAUACAUAUUACUGCAGGUGUACAUAUGGAUUUACAGGUGUCAACUGUGAGCUGGAUAUAAAUGAAUGCCUUUCAGCUCCAUGUUUAAAUGGUGGUCUGUGUCUCAACCUGUUGGGUGGAUUUCAGUGUACCUGUCUGCCCGGUUUCUUUGGGGAUGCAUGUGAGAUUAACAUUGAUGAGUGUGGCAGUGCACCCUGUCUAAAUGGGGGAUCGUGCAUUGAUGACGUAAAUCUGUUCAGAUGUCAAUGUGCUGCAGGCUACACUGGCUUUGUCUGCGAAACAGAGGUGAAUGAGUGCAAAUCAAAUCCGUGUAUGAACCAUGCAGUAUGUGUGGAUGCUCUGAACUCUUAUACCUGCAAAUGUCCACCAAGCUUCAAUGGGACCUGGUGUGAAACAGAGUUGUCCUCCAACUUCAACCUGGAUUUUGAGGUUUCAGGAAUCUAUGGUUAUGUUUUGCUGGAUAAUAAGUUGCCAACACUCAGUGCUCUCACAUGCACUUUCUGGAUGAAAUCUUCCAACACUAUCAACUAUGGGACCCCGAUUUCCUACGCCAUUGACAAUGGCAAUGAUAAUGCCUUUCUGCUGACAGAUUAUAAUGGUUGGGUGUUAUACGUUAAUGGAAAGGAAAAGGUGACAGAUUGUCCUGCAGUGAAUGAUGGGAAGUGGCACCAUAUUUCUGUCACUUGGAAUAACACAGACGGAGCUUGGAGGGUCUAUAUAGAUGGGAAGGUUUCAGAUGGUGGGAAGGACCUUUCUACCGGAUCAAGUAUCGCAGAUGGUGGAGCAUUGGUCCUUGGACAAGAGCAGGAUAAGAAAGGAGAGGGCUUCAAUCCUGCAGAGUCUUUUGUAGGCUCAUUAAGCCAGUUGAAUAUUUGGGAUUAUGUACUUACACCACAACAGAUCAAGUUAUUAGCCACAGCCUGUCCAGAAGAUCUCAAAAAAGGUAACGUGUUGGCUUGGCCUGACUUUCUGUCUGGAAUUGUCGGAAGAGUGAAGAUAGACUCCAGGAGCAUUUUCUGCGCUGAUUGUCCUGUGCUGGGUGGAUCUCAGCCCAGCCUUCUGGUCGCCAGUAAUGAUGUAAAGCCAGGGUCAAGAGUAGAGCUUUCCUGUGAACGUGGCUACCACCUAGUUGGGGACAGUGUACAGCAUUGCCAGAAUCUGGGAGCAUGGAGGUACCCAAUUCCCCAUUGUGAAAGGAUUAACUGUGGCUCUCCCCCUGCCCUGAGCAAUGGGAGUUUUGCUACUGAGGACAAUCUCUUUGGCAGCGCUGUGUCAUAUCAGUGCAACAAUGGCUAUUACCUGCUUGGAGAUUAUAAGCUCUACUGCUCCGAUGAUGGAACCUGGGCUGGUGUCAUGCCCGUCUGCCUUGAUCUCGAUGAAUGCGCACUGGGGUCAGACUGUGAUGUGAGGUCUGAGUGCAUCAACACGGUUGGCUCAUACUCGUGUACAUGCCGGCAUCCGUAUUCAGGGGAUGGUAAAAACUGUUCAGAGCCAAUUAGUUGUCAAUAUCCAGAGCUACCCGAGCAUGGAUUGUCUGAAGGCAGUGUCUACAUCGUUGGCAGUGUAGUGACCUUUUCCUGUGAGGCUGGAUAUCAGCGGGAAGGUGUUCAGAACAUUACAUGUUUAGAGGAUGGGCAAUGGAACAACCCAAUACCUCAGUGUCAAGCUCUCUCCUGUGAGGAACCCGCUGUUCCAGAGAAUGGUAUAACUGAAGGCAAUAAUCUUACCUAUGGCAGUAUGGUGACUUUCAGUUGUAAUAAGGGAUACAUGUUGUCUGGAGCAAGAGAAAUCUCUUGUUUAGCAAAUCGUACUUGGAGCGAAGAAAUACCUACUUGUAAACCCGUGAUGUGCCCUACUCCACACGAGAUUAACAAUGGCAGAUACUAUUUGAAUGGGUCCGACCUCCUCUCCACCGUUACAUACACCUGCAAUGAUGGAUAUCAAUUACAGGGCUCCUCUGUAUUGGUGUGCGAUGUGGAUGGUGAAUGGAAUGAUACGGCACCAGCGUGUGACAUUAUAUGGUGUGGCCCUCCUCCAAUAGUUUUUGAUGCUGACAUUAAAGGAAGCAACUUCACUUUUGGAAAUAGAAUUUCUUAUAGCUGCAACGAGGGCUAUACCUUGAUAGGUUCAGAUUCAGACAGUAAAGAGUGCCUGUCCAGUGGUCAGUGGAGCCCCAGUACUCCUCAGUGUGUCCCUGUGUCAUGUGGCCCAGCUCCAAAUAUUGACCAUGCGUUACCUGAGACUGGCCAUCAGUUAUAUAGAGAUGUGGCAAUCUACUUCUGCAUGGAUGGGUACAGCAUUGCAGGGAAUUCACAGCUGAUCUGCAAUUCAAAAGGACAAUGGGCUCCUCCAGAUGGUGUGGCUGCGCCUUACUGUAUAGCAAUUUUCUGUGACAAGCCACUCUCUGUACCUUAUGCUAUUUUGGAGUCGAUUAAUAAAGUGAAAUUUGCCGCUGGUUCUCAGGUCAGUUUCAAAUGCACGGAAGGCUUUGUGUUAAAUACUUCUGCUGUCAUUGAGUGUGUCAGAGGUGGCAAUUGGACACCAUCUCCCUUAAGUAUUCAGUGUAUUCCCAUUCGUUGUGGAGAACCGCCAAACAUCGAACGAGGGCACGUGAGCGGAACUAACUACAGCUUUGGAGCAGUGGUGGCGUACACCUGUAACACAGGGUUUUACGUGAAGGACAAUAAGAAGAGAACCUGCAAGGCUAAUGGAGAUUGGAGCGGUCUUCUGCCCAGCUGCCUGCCAGUGACCUGUGGCAUCCCUCCAGCGAUUCGUAAUGGAAAUGUACAAAUCAAGAAUGGCACGAUCUUUGAAAGUGAAAUAAGAUAUUAUUGUAAUCAUAGCUUUCGACUGGUGGGUAUUUCGGUCCGUGUUUGCCAGGCCAAUCGGCAAUGGUCCAUUGAGUCACCUCCAUUCUGUGUCCUCGUGAACUGCGGGGCACCUCCAGCUAUAAAACAUGGAUAUUUUGAGGGGAGCAACUUUGGCCUUGACGCACGGGUUGAAAGUCAUUGUGAUGAAGGUUACAAGGUCUUGGGAGAUGCGGUUUUGAUCUGCCAGGAAAAUGGCAGAUGGAGUGGAGAUCAACCCCCAAAAUGCAUUCCAUUAAAGUGUCCAGAGCCACUUCUGCAGGAAAUAAAUCUUGUUGUCAAAGAGCUGAGCAGCAAUGGUGGAAUCAUUCAGCUUCAAUGUAUUGAUGGGUAUAUUUUGGAGGGGCCCUCAAUUUUACGGUGCAUGUCCAUUCAGCAAUGGAAUGAUUCCAUACCGACAUGUAAAGCUGUACUUUGUGGUCAGCCUCCUGAUAUACCAUUUGCUGAUUCUUUAAUUUCCACUCUUCACUUCGGUAGUGUUGUGAACUACUCUUGUGUGGAUGGAUUUGUACCGAAGGAAGAGUCAUUCAGGACUUGCCUGGGCGAUGGAGCCUGGAGUUUGCCGGAACCAGAGUGUAUUCCAGUGGAAUGUGCACAGCCUGAAUCCAUUGAGAAUGGAAUUGUGGAUGUACAAGGUCUUACAUAUCUCAGCACUGCACUGUACACGUGCAAACCAGGCUCCCACUUGAUAGGAAACACAACCGUAUUCUGCGGUGAGGAUGGCGAAUGGAUAGGUAGGAAGCCAUUCUGCCAGCCAAUUGAAUGCCCUUCUCCUCCAGACAUAUUAAGAGGCACAAUGACUUUCAGUAGAUUGCAUUACGGAGAUUCAGUCACAUACGUGUGUAACCGAGGAUUCAAGUUAGAAGGGCAGAAAAGACUGGUGUGCUUAGAGACAGGUCAUUGGGACGCAGAGCCUCCUGUUUGCAAAAACAUCAAAUGCGACCCACCGCAGACCAUAGAAAAUGGCUUUGUUGAAGGUGCUGAUUAUAGCUUUGGUGCCCUCAUCAUUUACAGUUGCUUUCCUGGUUUCCAUUUAGUUGGAAAUGCAAUGCAAACUUGUGAAGAGUCCUACUGGUCCAGCUAUCCACCUGUCUGCGUGCCUACAGACUGUGGCCUCCCACCGCACAUAGAUUUUGGAGGGUACAAUAAACUCCACACCCAGGACGGACAUUACGACAGUGAAGAACCCGAGAGUCUCACAAGGCCAGUCGAUCCAAGGGGAGACUACGACGAUGCAAACAGCCUUUUCACGUCACACCUGGGGCCUAAACAGGGAAUUCCUUCUUCCAUUUCUAAGAAUAGGCCAACGCUGGAUAUUGGUGCAAUGGAUCUCCUGGAGACAUCAGAGUUUUUGUGCGGAGCUAUGAUUAGUUAUUAUUGCUACAAAGGUUACGAAACAGUAGGACCCACUGCCCUAAUGUGCCAGGAAGAUGGUACAUGGAACGGAAGUGCCCCAACCUGUAUGUUGGUGGAAUGCGAACCACCAACUAAUCCAGAAAAUGGAUAUGCCAGCUUUACCAGCAAUAUGCUUGGAAGUACAGUAGAAUACAGAUGCAAUCUUGGCUAUAAAAUUGUUGGUUCAGCUACCAGACACUGUACUUCUAGUAGUGAAUGGAAUACACUGGCCCCUGUCUGUCAGCUAAUGACAUGCAGCACCCCAGAGCAAAUAGCAAAUGGCACUGUAAAGGGUGAUAGCUACACUUACAUGAGUGUAAUAUCUUAUGAAUGUAACCCUGGAUUUGUAUUAACUGGCACCGUGUCAAGAACAUGUCAAAACAACAAAGAAUGGGAUGGGGAAGAGCCUCAAUGUGCACCUAUAUCCUGCAGUAUACCACAAAUUCCUGCCAAUGGUAGCAUGACUGGGAAAGAUUAUACAUUCCAGAGCCUCAUAAUGUACAGCUGUGAUACUGGAUUUAUAAUACAGGGUGACUUAAUCCGUGUUUGCCUUGCUCAUGGAAGCUGGAGUGGAGUCGUGCCCGAGUGUAGGCUGGUAACAUGCCCACCACCUAUUAUUGUAUCCAAUGGGCAAGUCACAGGAUCUGAGUUUACAUACAGGAAAGAAGUAACAUACCAUUGUGAGGAUGGUUAUGUAUUACAUGGUGCAGCGAGUCUCAUGUGUCAGGCAGAUGGAGAGUGGAAUGCAAGCCCACCAAGCUGUGAACCUCUCGACUGUGGACCCCCAGAAGACAUCUCCUUUGGGUUUUUAAAUGGAUCCAGCUUUAAGUUUGGAGAGUCUGUGAACUACGUCUGCUUUUAUGGAUAUAAACUCACAGGGGAUCCAGUGAGGCGCUGCCUUCACAACGGCUCAUGGAGUGGAAGUGUUCCAAUCUGUGUACCGUGCAAAUGUCAACCUCCAGUCAUUCGGAAUGGAUUUACUAUCAGCAAAGAUUUCAGCUGUGGAAAUCUGAUAUCAUUCCAUUGCAAAGAGGGAUUCAAAUUGCUGGGUCCAUCGCAGGUUUCUUGUGGAGCUGGCGGGAAGUGGAGUUCGGGUUUUCCAGACUGUGGACGCAUCUCCUGUGGUGCACCCCCUGUGAUUCCCAAUGCUUUCUUUAAUGGAAGCAGCUCUUUGUAUGACAACGCCAUAACCUACAACUGUUUACCUGGCUAUACAAUGGAAGGAAAAGCAGAGGUAUUCUGCACUGAGAGGGGCAAAUGGAGUCAGCCGUACCCAGCAUGUGUGCCAUUGUCCUGCGGCCCACCUCCACCAUUACCUAAUGCUGUUGUCAUAGGAAGCGUUUAUACAUUUGGAAGUAGAAUCCAAUACAGCUGUUUGGAAGGUUACAUAAUGGAAACCGAGCAAGAUACUUCAACAUGUUCACAAGAUGGCUCUUGGUCCACUCACAGUGUCUUAUGCAAACAACAAACUUGUUCUGUAGCGUUUACCAAUGAGACACAUGUUGUUGUUUCUGGAACAGAGUUUACUGUCAAUGAAAACAUUAAUAUCUCUUGUGAAGAAGGACACAGAUUGACAGGAGUGAACGAGUCUACUUGCCAGCUGAACGGAUUGUGGCACCCACCGAUUUCAGACGCAGUAUGCUUCCCUAUGUCAUGUGAAAAGCCAAUUCCGCCAAUACAUGGAUCAGUUAAAGGAAACAGUUAUAUGUACAAAGGCACUGUGGUGUAUCAAUGUGAUCAGGGUUAUGAAUUACAGGGAGGUACAGUGAGAGUCUGUGAUGCAAACGGAGAGUGGAGUGGAAUAGAACCAUCCUGCACAAGAAUCACAUGUGGAGCAUUUCCCUCUGUGGAGAAUGCAGUGUCUACUGGAACGGAAAACUCCUACGGGAGCAAUGUCAGCUUUGUUUGCAACUAUGGCUAUCGUUUAAAUGGGCCUCAGAAGAUCGCAUGCCUUGCUACUGGAAGCUGGAGCAGACCUCUUCCCAGUUGUGAAGAGAUGCUGUGCAGUUCACUAUCCUCACCAGAAAAUGGACAAGCUAUCUAUGACUUCCUUAAGGUUGGAGGUGUGGUCAAAUUCCAUUGCAAUGAAGGCUACAGCAUCGAGGGCCAGCCUUUUGCCGAAUGUUUGGGAAAUGGAACGUGGAAUCAGCGCACACCGGUCUGCAAACCAAAACAUUGCCCAACUCCUCCUGGCAUCCCAGAAGCUGCUGUACUUUCAGAUUCAGUUUUCUAUGUGGGCCAGAAGGUUACCAUUCAAUGCCUGGAAGGUUACCAACUGCUUGGUACAACAACCAUUACUUGCAACACUGACCAGACAUGGACUCCAAUCAUGAUUCAAUGUCAAAAAAUGUCCUGUGGGGUGCCUGCGUAUGUAGCAAAUGCUUUAGUGCGAGGAGUAAAUCACCAUAAUGGGGACAUGAUAACAUACUCCUGCUACAGCGGAUAUAUGAUGGAAGGAUCCAGUGCAAGUGUAUGUCAGGAGAAUGGGACUUGGAGUCCAUCACCCAAAUGCAAAGCUGUGUGCCGAUUUCCCUGUCAGAAUAGAGGAUCUUGUGAGAGACCAAAUACAUGCUCUUGUCCAGAAGGAUGGAAGGGACGUCUCUGUGAACUCCCAAUCUGCAUCUUGCCUUGUUUGAACGGAGGCCACUGUGUAGCACCCUAUGAGUGCGAAUGUCCACAAGGAUGGACUGGGUUACGCUGUCAUAAUGCUGUGUGCCAGAAUACUUGUUUAAACGGUGGCAAAUGCAUACGACCCAAUCGAUGUCACUGCAUUUCUGGAUGGAGCGGCAGUGACUGCUCGCGGAGGAGGAAAUCAAAUCAUUAUCACCUAUUCUAAAACAAUGUUACCGAAUAAACAGCCACUAAUGUAUCUCCUUCAUCAACCUAACUGCUGGGACAACACAACACUACAAUGACAUUUAACCGCAACAAUACUUCAUCAUUGUUUCAAAUGUGAUAUAUUUUGAUACAUUUUUGUAAAACAAGCUGUAUUUUUUCAUAUUCGAGAAAUAAAAAAAACAUAUACUGUU